Ipomoea nil (Japanese morning glory) is the source of this 1125-nucleotide messenger RNA. Its product is annotated as putative F-box protein At1g32420. Bases 1 to 1125 code for a protein of 374 amino acids. The record is from RefSeq and is a predicted model, not a curated record. NCBI's taxonomy places the organism in Eukaryota, Viridiplantae, Streptophyta, Magnoliopsida, Solanales, Convolvulaceae. Gene Ontology annotation, molecular function: protein binding. The transcript has a single exon.
AUGGACGGAGGGAGAUUGGCGGCCGUCGUUUCUGAUCCACCGCCGUCACCGUCAAAUUUUCCUCGCGAUAUCCUCGUGGAAAUUCUGAAAAGGCUCCCGGCAAAAACCCUCAUGAAAUUCAAGUGCGUUUCGAAAGAUUGGUUUAACCUAAUACGCGACCCUUCCAUGGCAGAAUCUCACUUUAACCACGCUCGAACCCGGCCCGACGCCUCGCACCUUCUGUUCGCCUUCUUCGCCAUGGACAACCAAAUACAGACAAUUUUCCCGACCAACAAGAAUCUUUUCUUAAGUUCGCAACUCCCGUCGCACAUUUUUGACGAGGAUUUUCAACCUUGCUCUAACGUUGUCAACGGCCUUGUUUGCGUCUGUUCAGUCCGGUCCAUGCAGCCACGUGUUUGGGUGCUCAAUCUCACCACCACGGAGAAGAAAGCCCUCCCGCUCCCACCAAGCUUGGCCGCUAAGAAUUAUUAUUGUGUGCCAAAUUUCUGCCGAAGCAUAUUCUAUCUAGGGUUCGAUUCAGAUCCAGUCUCAAACAAGUACAAAAUUCUCCACAAUUACAACGAGGCGUACGAGGUGCUCACGUUGGGAACCCAAACCUGGAGGCAGGUACGAGGAAACCCGGCCGCAGACAUUGGCAUCUCUCUGAACGGUCGGGAAGGUUUCAUUUUUCAAGGAAUCGGACACGAAGGUAUGGCUUCCAUUAAUGGCAGAAUUUAUAUCAAAAACUUAAAGGAGGAGGUUAUAUCAUUCUUCGAUUUGAAGGAGGAGAAAUUCGGAGAAGUGGAUUUCCCAGAAAGUAUAGAGGGCGUUAACCGUUACACGGAUUUAGCCGACUUUGGAGGGAAAUUAGCGGUUGUGGUCGGAAAACAUGAGAUUGUGAGGCAACUCCGAAUUUGGAUUUUGGAAGACUACGAUAACAAUUAUUGGGUUGAGAAGAGAUUAACACUACCAAAUUAUAAUAAUCAUCUUUACGUGGAAUUCAUGGGUGUUAUAGAUAAUGACAAGGUAAUAGUUAACUGUAAGAAAAGCAGCUGUUUUGAUGUAAGCCCUAGUUAUUUUUUAUAUUAUGAUUUGAAGACGUUGGAACGUACUAAGAGGAGUAUAAUUAUGAUGCAGCCACACUAG